Stegostoma tigrinum is the source of this 4041-nucleotide messenger RNA. Its product is annotated as platelet endothelial cell adhesion molecule-like. NCBI's taxonomy places the organism in Eukaryota, Metazoa, Chordata, Chondrichthyes, Orectolobiformes, Stegostomatidae. Gene Ontology annotation, biological process: cell surface receptor signaling pathway. The transcript has 19 exons. The record is from RefSeq and is a predicted model, not a curated record. The coding region runs from base 217 to 3414 and encodes 1065 amino acids. Gene Ontology annotation, molecular function: transmembrane signaling receptor activity.
AUAUAUCAAAGAAAAAGAGACAGCCUAUAAAGUGGCCAAGAGCACUGGGAAAUCAGAAGAUUGGGAAGGCUACAAAAACAAACAGAGGAUAACAAAGACAGCAAUAAGGAAGGAGAGGAUCAAAUAUGAAGGUAACUGCGAGAGAGAGCAGGUGUCGAUGUAGCAUGUACCAGGGCACACUGAGUUCGACUGCUGUGCUACAAAACUACAACCCAAAUGUUGCAGAUCUCUGUCCUUCUGAUCCUCGUAAGUCUUCCUCUCCGUGGGACCACCCAAGUUUCUGACCAAGCUCUAACUCUUGAAGCUAAGCCACAAGAUGCCCUGAAAAAUGAGAAGAUUGUAAUGACCUGCUCGACCCCAUUCCUGUACUUGAAAGGACCUAAGCAUUUCCAAUUUUACCGGAAUAAUGUGUUAAUGAAAGAAACUGAAGAUGGUUUAUUCACCAUUGAAAAGGCACAGCAUGCAGACCAAGCAUCUUAUCGGUGUGAAUUAAGAAUUGACUAUAAAAAUUUGGUUUCAAACAACCUAAGCAUCACAGUGUCAGAUGGAUAUGUAGCUUUCCAUGUUGUCCCACUUUCACCUUUGGAAGGAGAGACACUGGAACUGAAUUGUCGGCACAGAUACAAAUCCCAAUGGGAGAGACAAUAUGCCUUUUAUGGAAAAGGCAAGAUAAUCCAUUCAAUGAAGUCCAUGAGUCAAGAAUGUUUGUACAGUAUUAAAGUAAACAGCACCAAUGACAGUGGAUGGUACUAUUGCAAAGUUAACCGGUUGAAAUCACGAACUGUUGAGAUUCACAUUCAAGAGGCGUUCGCUGUCCCUAAGUUGACCGUACAGCCUGAGGGACAACUGUUUGAUGGUCAGUGGUUUAAACUGUUGUGCUCGGUUGAAGACAAUCUCUCUCAAGCUUCCCUGUGGUACAGCUUUUACAAAAAUGGAGUGCCUCUUCAGCCUUCGUCCACUCACCGUGAUUACAUCUCCAAGUCAGCUCGUGUGACAGAUUCGGGUGCUUACUAUUGCUUUGUCACAGACAGUAAGGUGUGGAAACGCAGUAAUCAGCUCAAUUUGUCCAUCAGGCCUUUUGAAAGGCCUGUGCUUUACAUAUAUCCUGCAAGUGGGUUCGUAAAAGAAGGAGAAACUUUACGAUUGCAAUGUGGGACAAUUAAAGGACGAUCUGUUUAUUGGUACAAAAAUGGAAACUUUCUCCAUAUUACAAGGAGUAAUGUUUAUGAAGUACUGGCGAACAGUGAAACUGGUGGGUCUUUUCACUGUAAGAUAUACAACUCAAGGCAAGAGAGUGAAACUGCUGACGUUGUCAUCAAUGUUUCUGACCAAGCUCUAACUCUUGAAGCUAAGCCACAAGUUGCUCUGAAAAAUGAGAAAAUUGUGAUGACCUGCUCGACCCCAUUCCUGUACUUGAAAGGACCUAAGCACUUCCAAUUUUACCGGAAUAAUGUGUUAAUGAAAGAAACUGAAGAUGGUUUAUUCACCAUUGAAAGGGCACAGCAUGCAGACCAAGCAUCUUAUCAGUGUGAAUUGAGAAUUGACUAUAAAAAGUUGGUUUCAAACAACCUAAGCAUCACAGUGUCAGAUAGAGAUGUGGCUUUCCAUGUUGUCCCACUUUCACCUUUGGAAGGAGAGACACUGGAACUGAAUUGUCGGCACAGAUACAAAUACUAUUGGGAGAGGGAAUGUGCCUUUUAUGGAAAAGGCAAGAUAAUCCAUUCAAUGAAGUCCAUGAGCCAUGAAUGUUUGUACAGUAUUAAAGUAAACAGCACCGAUGACAGUGGAUGGUACUAUUGCAAAGUUAACUUAUGGGAAUCACAAAGCAUUAAGAUUCAGGUUCAAGAACGCUUUGCCAAGCCCGUACUGACGGUGGAGCCAGCCGCUGAAGUAGUCGAGGGGCUCCGGCUUGUGUUGACAUGCAUUGUCAAGAUGGCACGGCCCUCAGCCCAGCUUCGCUACUUGUUUUACAGAGACAGCAUCGCUCUGGAGGUCGUGCCAAGCGAUGGCAGUGUGUUCAACAUCAACGCAGCGACUGCAAACAUUUCUGGGAAUUACGCCUGUGAAACGAUCGAGACGAUUUACGGUCUGAGGAAGAGGAGCGACUACACUCACAUUUCUGUUAAACAGGCGUUCGCUGUCCCUAAGUUGACCGUACAUCCUGAGGGACAACUGUUUGAUGGUCAGUGGUUUAAACUGUUGUGCUCGGUUGAAGACAAUCUCUCUCAAGCUUCCCUGUGGUACAGCUUUUACAGAAAUGGAGUCCCUCUCCAGUUUCUGUCCACUCACCGUGAUUACAUCUCCAAGUCAGCUCGUGUGACAGAUUCGGGUGCUUACCAUUGCUUUGUCACAGACAGUAAGGUGUGGAAACGCAGUAAUCAGCUCAAUUUGUCCAUCAGGCGAAUUCCAGUGUCAAAGCCAAAUCUAAUAAUUCAACCCAGAAAGGAGCUAAUCGAAGGAGAGGCAGGAUCCUUAAUCUGUUCAGUCUCCAAUGGUUCUCUGCCAAUUUAUUACCAAUUCUACAACGGCUCAAACAUGGAACUGCACAGGGAGUUUUCCAACAGUUCCGAGCUUGUUUACAAAAUUGGAGCCAUCAGCAAAAGGGACGAAGGGCUUUAUCAUUGCUCGGUGAGAAAUGAGGCAACAGAUCUCCCACUGCGCAGUGAAGACAUAAAGAUCACAGUGAUAGUUCCUGUCGCAGAUGCUGUGCUGAUUUCCCGCACUAACGGGACUGAGAUGUGGGCCGGGGAGAGGCUUGUUCUGCGGUGCCUGGUGAGGGAAGGCACUGAGCCGCAGUUUGUUUGGUACCGCAACAAUGUGCCGCUAAGAAACGGCAGUGCGAGCUCCCAUGUGACUGCCGAUGGUGGUGAGCUGGUUAUUCAUUCAUUCCGGACAGACAAUGUCGGGAGGUAUCACUGUGCAGCGAUCAACAAAGGAAUCAACGGCACCAUUUUUAACGUGACCAGCGACUAUAUUGGAUUCACGCUGCGAGCUCCAAGUUAUUCCACAGAGAUCGCGGCCUCACUCAUCCCAGUUCUGCUGUUUGCCAGCCUGAUCACAUCCGUGCUCUUCAUCUAUCGGAAGAGGGACACAGGGAAUUCCUCAACUGUGUCACAUCCCAGCAGAUCCCAACCUUCUGGUGGAGGGCUGGCAGCCAACAAUGUGGACUAUGCAGUAGUUGGAGCAACAUACAAUGCUGAAAACAACGCUGCGGAUCUGGUUUAUUCAGUGGUCACCAUCAGGAAGACAACUGAGCCCUGCAACAGUAUUGGUUUCUCCCAUGCUGGGAAGAAGGAUGCCAGGACUGACCCCAGCGAUAAUUCGAUCACGUAUGCCACACUGAACCUCAGCAAGCACUCGGAUGAAGAAGACACAGCAGACGGAAACGUUUAUGAGAACAUUCUGCGCAAGUAAGGAGGGUUUGAGAAAGACAGACAAGAGACAUGUGUUCAUGUGAACACUUCCGUGUUCAGACAACAAACUUGUGAACUUAGCAAUGGAAACCAUGUUGCAUCAGCAACUUGAUUCUGCUAGUUUUCACAUUGCUGUAUUCUUCCUUCUAUUCUAGAUCUUGGGGGCUGCGAUGGUUUGAAUUUAUCAAACUAUUUCAAUCGCUGGUGGCCUUUAGAAAUUUAAUGCUUGCAACUCCUUUGCUCUCAUGGACAUAUCUGAUGAUUGAACGUUUCAGUUCAUCCAUAUUUAAGGGGAGGAAUACAUCAUCUAUCCCCUUCUGCAAAUGCAAGAUCAUGAAUCUAUCCCAUUGUUAUCAACUUUGAACAGCAAUGGUUGGUAAGGCCUGGAAGAUGGGAGACAGUCGUUGUUCAGUGGAUUUAACCUGCCCUUUCUUACCUUGAAGGUGAAAGUGAUGAGCUCAUUGUUCACAGAGACUGCACAUCCCAAAUUCUCCUCAGCCACUGAGAGACAUUGCUGUAAUAUAGGAAACCCAAAACUAACUUGCACACAAUAAAUCUCUCAACUGCUGGAUAAGAAAAACUCACAUCACUGUCUUCUGUUUGAUUAAAAAAUUAUAUCCUCAAAUAA